This is a messenger RNA of Dibothriocephalus latus, 474 nucleotides long. The record is from the annotation of a GenBank genome assembly. NCBI's taxonomy places the organism in Eukaryota, Metazoa, Platyhelminthes, Cestoda, Diphyllobothriidea, Diphyllobothriidae.
GGUAGAGUGCCCGCUCAUUCGGCGGCGGAGAACGGCAACCAACACGCGCUUGUCUGGCUGCUAGAUGUUGAGAAGGUCUGCACUGUGGAUGUGAGAGACAACUCCGGUCUCACACCGCUUCACUUGGCCUGCCUCCAGGGUGACCGAAUCAUCCUGGAGUGUCUUCUGGCAUCCAUUCGCCACUCGCGUCCUUGGACGACAGCCGCCGAUGUUGAGGCCCCCAUCACCAACCCCAUUCUAUGCCAGGACAAUAUCGGCAACACCUGUCUGCACACCGCUUUCCUUGAACAUGUGGGGAGGUUUUUAUUUUUACACUUACAUAUCUACUUUUGCUUUUUUGUCAUUAAUAAUGGCACAUGGGGAACAUUAGACCACAGUCCCUCCGGAAGCCAGUCUGUCAUUUAUCGAAGCAUGUCGGUUGUUCUAGUUAGUUCCACUCUUAAAGUGCGACUGACUGGAAACCAGAAAGUUUAA